AUGUCGCUAAUGGGCAGCAGCAGCGGCACCAACAACAUGAUCUCUCGCCUGAAAACCACAACCCUCACCGCCUGUUUCCGGCGAGGCUUCAAAGUGCGACACAGAACUCGCGAUGCAUCACCUUCAUUCACCCUCUUUCUAGCCUUACCCGCGGAGAUCCGAGAGCGCAUCUACGAGGCGUGCUGCGACAACGACCGCAAAAUCCUCGAGGAGCAUUUCAUCUCAGCCAAACCACCGCCGGAACCGGCUGUUGCGUGUGCGUCGCGACAGCUCAGGAAGGAAGCACUGCCUGUGUUCUAUCGGCAUUAUCGAUUUCCCGUCACAUUCAGUUCUGGGACUCUCAUCAACAAUGGCUAUCUUUCCCCAUCGCUGGAGUGGCGUGCGGCGAGGUGGCAUCACCGACUGGACCCUGGCAAGUUGAGGAUGAUUCGGAGGCUGGAGCUACAUUAUUGCUUUGGGAGGUUCCAGGUCGACUUUGAUGCGAGGAGUAAUACUUAUUCUGUCGAGCAGACGGCCUGGGGUUCGAGGAGGCUGGUUGAUGUGCAUCCUACUGAGGAGAAGCAGCAACUAUUGGCGCUUGUGCAGUCUCUUAUUGAUCAUCUUGUUGCGGCCCCGGGAGUUGGUGCUUUUACCGCGCAUGAUUUCGAUCGCUUGGAGCUGGAGGUGGUGCCUGAGCAUGACCAGUCGAAGAAAUUACACUGA
This is a messenger RNA of Zasmidium cellare ATCC 36951, 702 nucleotides long. RefSeq lists its product as uncharacterized. Bases 1 to 702 code for a protein of 233 amino acids. The transcript has a single exon. Lineage: Eukaryota; Fungi; Ascomycota; Dothideomycetes; Mycosphaerellales; Mycosphaerellaceae. The record is from RefSeq and is a predicted model, not a curated record.